AUGAGAAAUCUUACCUCUUAGCUGGCACUCCUGAGUACUUGGCUCCAGAAAUCAUUACCAGACAAGGUCAUUCUUACGAAGUUGAUAUAUGGACCCUUGGAAUUCUGA
Molecule: messenger RNA, 108 nt
Organism: Paramecium tetraurelia
Lineage: Eukaryota; Ciliophora; Oligohymenophorea; Peniculida; Parameciidae
Exons: 2
Source: RefSeq, a predicted model, not a curated record